UCAUUGACAAAUAUAUUGGUCAAAUUGGGGCAUUUAUUUUGUAACAGGAUAUUUUUUUUUUUUUUUUUGUUGAUGAUACUCUUUGCGACUUUUAAUAAGUGCUCCAUUUCUUCCAGGCACACAGUACAUUCAGGCUUUGUUUGAUUCAAUAUUAGUAUAGGAAAAGAAGAGAAAAGAAGGGAAGGGAAAGAUGAUUUUAUUUUCCAAUAUUUGGUUGAUGAAAGGAAAUGAAGGGAAGAGAAAGGAAAUUCGUAAUGUAUUAACUUUUAUCUUUCUCUUUCUAGUCGAAUUCCUUCAAUUUUGGGAGGAAAUAAAAGCUAAAAAAUUAUAAAUGGACUUUCCUUCCACUACCCUUCCUUUCCUUUGAAUUCUUAUAUCAUUUAUUCAACCAAACAUGGAAUAUGAUAAAAUUCAUUUCCUUUCUUUUCUUUUCCAUCCAAAUUCCUUCUUCCAAAAAGGCCUUCCAUGAUACAAUAAUGUUCUCAUUACCUCAACUUUUUUUUUUUGAAAGAACUCAUUACCUUAACUAAUCUAAUUUUGAAAAAAAAAUUGAAAUAGUUUCAAAUAUGAUGAAGAAGAGAGAAGAAACUUUUAAUUCAUUGAACGAGUGAAUUUCUUGCAAAGUUGCAAUCUUGAAUACAGCAUACUGAUUCCCAUCACAUGAGAAAUUUGGGUGCUAUUCCUCUGCUGCUAAGUUCUUGCUUCAUUUCCCCUCAUUUUCUUUCUCCUAAAAUCCAACUAUUUUCCACUUUACCCAGAUGGAAUACAAGCACCAGCAACGUCAACAUUACAAACCCAAUUCUCAUUUCAAUGGAAAAAUGCUCCUCCAUGGCAGAACUCAAGCAAAUUCAAGCUCAAAUGAUGCGCAAAGGUCUAAUCUUUCAUGUCUUUCCUGUAAGUAGAAUCAUCGCUUUUUGUGCUCUUUCUAAUAAUGGUGACAUGAAUUAUGCUCGUUUGAUUUUUGAUCAUAUUCCAAAUCCAAAUGUUUAUAUAUGGAAUACCAUGAUUAGAGGUUAUUCUAGAGCUAAGAAACCUUUAAUUGGUCUUUCAAUUUUUCGCAAAAUGGUUAGAGAUGGGGUUGAAAUGGAUGGGAGAAGCUUUGUUUUCGCGCUUAAGGCUUUCGGACUGUUUUCGGGUUUUCGAGAGGGUAGGGCAGUUCAUUGUAGCAUUUGUAAAGUGGGUUUUGAAUCAAGUGUGUUGGUGCAAAAUGGGUUGCUUCAUUUUUAUGCUGAUGGUGGGUUUUUGAGUUGUGCACGCCAAGUGUUUGAUGAAUGUCCUAUGAAAGAUGUCGUGACUUGGACCGCGAUGAUUGAUGGUUAUGUGCAGAGAGAUUCUCCUGAUGAAGCUUUGAGGGUUUUUGAUUUGAUGGUGUGUGGUGGUGAGACAGUGCCUAAUGAAGUUACUAUGAUCACACUGCUCUCGGCGUGUGCUCUUAAGGGGGAUUUGGAGUUGGGAAGGAGGAUGCACUGUUAUAUAGAGAAAUAUAAUGUGAGGUAUACUUUGAAUCUGAUGAAUGCCUUGUUAGAUAUGUAUGUUAAGUGUGGUUGUUUAAUGACUGCGAGAAGACUUUUUGAAGAGAUGGAGUGUAGGGAUGUAUUCUCAUGGACUAGUAUGGUAAAUGGUUUUGCAAAACAUAGUGAAUUAGAUAUGGCUAGGAAGUAUUUUGAUGAAAUGCCUGUGAAAAAUGCGGUGUCUUGGAAUGCAAUGAUUGCUGGGUAUUCUCAGAAUAAUAAGCCGGAGGAUGCCUUGGAUUUGUUUCAAGGUAUGGUGAAGGGAGGUUUGGUUCCCAUUGAGGAGGCUACUUUGGUGCCUGUACUUUCUGCUUGUGCUCAAUCAGGCUGCCUGGAUUUGGGGCAAUGGAUUCAUCACCAUUAUAUACACCAGAAGCGAAUUGAAUUUGGUGCAUCUGUGGGAAACGCGUUGAUAGACAUGUAUGCGAAGUGUGGUAGGAUUGAUAUGGCCGAGGAACUCUUUGAUGAGAUGCCAAAGAGAGACUUGAUAUCAUGGAACUCCUUGAUUAUUGGGUAUGCAGAUCAUGGGAAUGCCAAUAUGGCUCUAAUCCUCUUCGAGAGAAUGAAAGAUCAGGGUAUUAAGCCUGAUCAUAUUACUUUUAUCGGCAUUCUAUCAGCUUGUAGUCAUGCUGGUUUAGUUGCCGAAGGGCGGGAGCACUUUGCUGGCAUGCAGCACCAAUUUAGAUUGGAGCCUAAAGCAGAACACUAUGCCUGCAUGAUUGAUUUACUUGGCCGUGUUGGAUUGAUAGGAGAAGCCUAUGACAUGAUCAGAAAAAUGCCUAUGGAACCCGAUGAAGCUGCAUGGGGUGCUUUGCUGAAUGCAUGUAGGAUGCAUGGAUAUGCUGAUCUUGGCACAUUUGCAGCUGACAAGUUGAUAGAUCUAAAUCCAGAAGAUAGUGGUACGUAUGUACUAUUAGCAAAUCUAUGUGCUAGGGAGAAAAGAUGGGGUGAGGUAAGGAAUGUUAGAAGUAUGAUGAGAGAAAAAGGUAUUAGGAAGACUCCGGGACAUAGCUUCAUAGAGGUGGACGGUGACUUCCAUGAAUUUUCAGCUGCAGAUGAUUCUCAUCCUCGAUCCAUGGAGCUAUACAAAUUAUUGAAGGAUAUAUUUGUCAUUACAAAUCUGGAAGAAGAUGUAUGCUCAAACCAGUCAAUAGAUUGUUUACAGAAAGAAGAUUAUUUGUUCCUUAAUAAUGGUUGAGUCUUACAUGCAGUAAGGAAUAUUUGCAAUCCGAAUCACUGUUUUGCUGCGUCUUCCAGAAACUUGAAGUACGUGCCUACACUCUACAGGGCUUUGCCUUGCAAGAGGAUGUUCAAGAUUAAGAAACAGGACAGUGAAUAAUAAACAGAAAGGAGCAUCCAUGCAAAGUUAGACAAGCAGAACUAAUCUGAAACCUCUACCAUGUGAACUUUUAUGGGGGUUUAUCUAAUCAAUUUGUUCUCUUUUCAGGACUAAUAGGGUGGCAUGUAUGGGUUGUGUGGGCUGUGUGCAAAAUUUGCAUAUGACAUUCACAAAUCACAACAAUGAAGUUGGAGUUUCUCAUCUUCAAUUCCUUGGGUAGGGUGGUGAUCAUGUCUUUGAUUGUCGAAGUAUGUGUUCUGCCUCAUGGUUGACCAUUGUAUGGACUGUGCUCUCAAAUGGAAAACUUCAGCUUAGAUGAUUGGUGAGAGAAAUAUCAAUUGAAGAGGCACAUUGUGAUGACAUGAUAAAUACAUGAUUUCUAGUAGGACAGCCCUGAAGAUCCUUGGCUGAUGAAAGGUCUGUCAGGAAGCAAAUAUCAACCGCUGUGAUAAACUGCGACAUUUCACCUUUGCCUUCUCUUACAGAAAUCAUUAUGGAAAGCUAAAGUUUGCCAGCAGAAAUGCAUGUACAUUCAGGUGGGGCUAUAUGAUGCAGAAUGCUCAAGCUAGAAAUGCAUCUUUGAACAGGAUAUUAUUGAGAAACUAAACUAUGAGUUGAUUUCGUUGAACACGGUAUGGAACUUGCAAGAGCGAGACUAACUUGUUCUGAUCUAGCAUGUUUAUACAUCUAGUCAAUGAAGAGAAGUCUACAUUCAUCCGUAAAACAAGAAAGUGUUCCCUCCAUCAACAAAGUCUAAAUUCAUAAACUCCAAUUACUUGUCACCUUUUCUAAAAUAUUUGUUAUUUAUGAAUGAUAUUUGUAUAAGCAUUUGAAUUACGGAUAUAGGAAUAAUACAAUUAUUACAAAGGACGUUCGUAAAUUCAUGUCACGAAGUACAUAUGUCGUAUAU
Messenger RNA from Chenopodium quinoa (quinoa), 3760 nucleotides. Its product is annotated as pentatricopeptide repeat-containing protein At2g22410, mitochondrial-like. The record is from RefSeq and is a predicted model, not a curated record. Bases 661 to 2709 code for a protein of 682 amino acids. Gene Ontology annotation, molecular function: protein binding; RNA binding. Gene Ontology annotation, biological process: RNA modification. The transcript has a single exon. Lineage: Eukaryota; Viridiplantae; Streptophyta; Magnoliopsida; Caryophyllales; Amaranthaceae.